GCAAAGAUGAUUCUCCCAAUCUUUUUGAUGUUUUCUUUCUUAUUAUCAUCAUCAUCCUGCAAUGCAUUAGACUUUUGUGUUGCAGACCUAAAGACUCCUCAAGGGCUUGCAGGUUACUCUUGCAAGAAGCUUGAACUAGUCACUGUAGACGAUUUCGUUUUCUCUGGACUACACGCGGGCAACACUUCAAACCUCAUAAAAGCUGCUGUAACACCAGCAUUCACUGCUCAGUUUCCUGGUGUUAACGGACUCGGCAUUUCCAUAGCUCGUCUGGAUUUGGCUGUUGGCGGAGUAGUGCCUAUGCAUACACACCCCGACAGUUCGGAAAUCAUUGUUGUUAUUCAAGGCAUAAUUGAUGCCGGAUUCGUAUCAUCUGCCAACAAAGUUUACUUCAAAACUCUUAAAACUGGGGAUAUCAUGGUUUUCCCCCAAGGUUUAUUGUACUUUCAAAUCAAUGCAGGUACAACACCAGUAUUGGCAUAUGUAUCUUUCGGUAGUCCAAGCCCUGGUGUUCAAAUCCUAGACUUCGCCUUGUUUGGAAAUGAUUUGCCCUCCAACAUUAUAGAGGAGACUACCUUCCUAGAUGAUGCUCAGGUUAAGAAACUGAAGGGUGUUCUUGGUGGAACUGGUUAAGUUCCAUGUCCUUCUUUGUAUUCCUUCUUCAAGUUCCAUUGUCUUUUGCUAAGCUGAUAUAUCUGACAAUCAAAUCUCUAAGAAAAAAAAAUAGUUGCUAAA
Molecule: messenger RNA, 735 nt
Organism: Gossypium raimondii (Peruvian cotton)
Lineage: Eukaryota; Viridiplantae; Streptophyta; Magnoliopsida; Malvales; Malvaceae
Product: auxin-binding protein ABP19a
Exons: 1
Coding region: 7-633 (208 amino acids)
Cellular component (GO): cell wall
Molecular function (GO): manganese ion binding
Source: RefSeq, a predicted model, not a curated record